AAAACUUUGCUGCCCUUCCUGCUCCUCUUGUCUUCUUUUCUCCUGAUACCUUUUGAUGCUCUUCACAUGUUAUUUGCAUAGCAAAGGCACUAAGCUGUCCAGGAAGAGAGGGCACCACUUCCACCCCCAAUAAGUCUUUUUUUUCCCUUCCUUCCUUUCUUUUUUUUCUCCCCCCCCCCCUUUUUUUUUGGAGGGAGGGGGUGCGGGAGAGAAAGGGGGUUUGCAAAGGCAGCAUCUCAGGAUGAUAGCCUGGAUGUAUUGAAGGCAUCUCUUUUUCUGCCAAAUCGGAAAGUCCGUUCUCUAAAGCCCGGGUUAGCCAGACUAUAGGGUUUUAUUCUGGCUGCAGAAUAACUAACUCACUGCUGUGGCUUUGCAAAGGGGGGCAGAAAAAAAAAAAAGAGGAGAGGGAGUACGUGAGUCGUCCAGUGCAAUCUCUAUUGUUUGAAACUUACUUUUUAUCAGAAUUUGAAGAUGAAAACGUUUUCUUAAAGAAAAACCUGCAUUUUAUAGUUCAAGUCAGUGUCUUAGUCAGACAAGUGCAUAUUUUAUGCCUGGGCUCAGAGGGCAAAAUUAAUGUGCUAGCUAUAGUCCCGAUGCUCUAGAUAUGUUAAGCUCUUAAUAGGCUAAUCAAAGAGAUGGAAAUGUGUGUUUUUGAUUUACUUUUGGCCACUUGGGACGUGCUAGACUCAUAACCCUCCGGAGCCUUGAAUAUCGGGUUAAAAAAUGGCCAUACUUUAGUGACUAAUCAGCCUAAUGCUCUGCUUAUGAAAAUUUUACCAUCAUUAUCUUUUUAAUUUUGGACUGAGAAAAUGAAUCCAGAUACAGAAGAAAGUACGGGAUGUUGGAAAAAAAUACCUGUUAAACAGUGGAAUAUCUAAUAACUAAUCUGCAAGAGGUAUUAAAGAAAUAAAAUUGUUAUGCUUCGAUUUUGGCAUGGUAUUGACUCUCUAGCACAUAGGUAGCCCUCUAAAAAAUCAUCCAGUUUUCUAAAUUAUGGAAAUUUUGUGGAAGACGUUGACCUGGAUUUUGAGCCUCGUCAUGGCUUCAUCGGAAUUUCAUGGUGACCACAGGCUUUCAUACAGUUCUCAAGAGGAAUUCCUGACUUAUCUAGAACAGUACCAGCUAACUAUUCCAAUAAGGGUUGAUCAAAAUGGAGCUUUUCUCAGCUUUACUGUGAAGAAUGAUAAGCACUCCAGGAGAAGACGGAGUAUGGACACUUUCGAUCCACAACAGGCAGUAUCUAAGUUAUUUUUUAAACUUUCAGCCUAUGGCAAGCACUUUCACCUAAACUUGACUCUCAACACAGAUUUUGUGUCCAAACAUUUUACAGUAGAAUAUUGGGGGAAAGAUGGACCCCAGUGGAAACAUGAUUUUUUAGACAACUGUCAUUACACAGGAUACUUGCAAGAUCAACGUAGUACAACUAAAGUGGCUUUAAGCAACUGUGUUGGGUUGCAUGGUGUUAUUGCUACAGAAGAUGAAGAAUAUUUUAUUGAACCAUUAAAGAAUACCACAGAGGACUCCAAACAUUUUAGUUAUGAAAAUGGCCAUCCUCAUGUUAUUUACAAAAAGUCUACCCUUCAACAACGUCAUCUAUAUGAUCACUCUCAUUGUGGGGUUUCGGACCUCCUAAGAAGUGGCAAACCUUGGUGGUUGAAUGACACAUCUGCUUUUCCUUCUUCACUACCAAUUAAUGGCAUACAUAUCCACCAGAGACAGAAGAGAUCAGUAAGCAUUGAGCGGUUUGUGGAGACAUUAGUAGUGGCAGACAAAAUGAUGGUGGGCUACCAUGGCCGCAAAGACAUUGAACAUUACAUUUUGAGUGUGAUGAAUAUUGUUGCCAAACUUUACCGUGAUUCCAGCCUAGGAAACGUUGUGAAUAUUAUAGUGGCCCGUUUAAUUGUUCUCACAGAAGAUCAGCCAAACUUGGAGAUAAACCACCAUGCAGACAAGUCCCUCGAUAGCUUCUGUAAAUGGCAGAAAUCCAUUCUCUCCCACCAAAGUGAUGGAAACACCAUUCCAGAAAAUGGGAUUGCCCACCACGAUAAUGCAGUUCUUAUUACUAGAUAUGAUAUCUGCACUUAUAAAAAUAAGCCCUGUGGAACACUGGGCUUGGCCUCUGUGGCUGGAAUGUGUGAGCCUGAAAGGAGCUGCAGCAUUAAUGAAGACAUUGGCCUGGGUUCAGCUUUUACCAUUGCACAUGAGAUUGGUCACAAUUUUGGUAUGAACCAUGAUGGAAUUGGAAAUUCUUGUGGGACGAAAGGUCAUGAAGCAGCAAAACUUAUGGCAGCUCACAUUACUGCAAAUACCAAUCCCUUUUCCUGGUCUGCCUGCAGUCGAGACUAUAUCACCAGCUUUCUAGAUUCAGGCCGUGGUACUUGCCUUGAUAAUGAGCCUCCCAAGCGUGACUUUCUUUAUCCAGCUGUGGCCCCAGGUCAGGUGUAUGAUGCUGAUGAACAAUGCCGUUUCCAGUAUGGAGCAACAUCCCGCCAAUGUAAAUAUGGGGAAGUGUGUAGAGAGCUCUGGUGUCUCAGCAAAAGCAACCGCUGUGUCACCAACAGUAUUCCUGCAGCUGAGGGAACACUCUGUCAAACUGGGAAUAUUGAAAAGGGGUGGUGUUAUCAGGGAGAUUGUGUUCCUUUUGGCACUUGGCCCCAGAGCAUAGAUGGGGGCUGGGGUCCCUGGUCACUAUGGGGAGAGUGCAGCAGGACCUGCGGGGGAGGCGUCUCCUCAUCCCUAAGACACUGUGACAGUCCAGCACCUUCAGGAGGUGGAAAAUAUUGCCUUGGGGAAAGGAAACGGUAUCGCUCCUGCAAUACAGAUCCAUGUCCUUUGGGGGCCCGAGAUUUUCGAGAGAAACAGUGUGCAGACUUUGACAAUAUGCCUUUCCGUGGAAAGUAUUAUAACUGGAAACCCUAUACUGGAGGUGGGGUAAAACCUUGUGCGUUAAACUGCUUGGCUGAAGGUUACAAUUUCUACACUGAACGUGCCCCUGCGGUGAUUGAUGGGACUCAGUGCAAUGCAGAUUCGCUGGAUAUCUGUAUCAAUGGAGAAUGCAAGCAUGUAGGUUGUGAUAAUAUUUUGGGAUCCGAUGCUAGGGAAGAUAGAUGUCGAGUCUGUGGAGGGGAUGGAAGCACAUGUGAUGCCAUUGAAGGGUUCUUCAAUGAUUCGUUGCCCAGAGGAGGCUACAUGGAAGUAGUGCAGAUACCAAGAGGCUCUGUUCAUAUUGAAGUCAGAGAAGUUGCCAUGUCAAAGAACUAUAUUGCUUUAAAAUCUGAAGGGGAUGAUUACUAUAUUAAUGGUGCCUGGACAAUUGACUGGCCUAGGAAGUUUGAUGUUGCUGGGACAGCUUUUCACUAUAAGAGGCCAACCGAUGAACCAGAAUCCUUAGAAGCUUUAGGUCCCACCUCAGAAAAUCUCAUUGUCAUGGUUCUGCUUCAGGAACAGAAUUUGGGAAUUAGGUAUAAAUUCAACGUUCCCAUCACCCGGACAGGCAGUGGAGACAAUGAAGUUGGCUUUACAUGGAAUCAUCAGCCUUGGUCAGAAUGCUCAGCUACUUGUGCUGGAGGUGUCCAAAGACAGGAGGUGGUCUGUAAAAGGUUGGACGACAACUCCAUUGUCCAGAACAAUUACUGUGACCCUGAUAGUAAGCCACCUGAAAAUCAAAGAACCUGCAACACUGAGCCCUGCCCACCAGAGUGGUUCAUUGGGGACUGGUUGGAAUGUAGCAAGACUUGUGAUGGUGGGAUGCGCACAAGGGCAGUGCUCUGCAUCAGGAAGAUUGGACCUUCUGAGGAGGAGACACUGGACUACAGUGGUUGUUUAACACACCGGCCUAUUGAAAAAGAGCCCUGCAACAACCAGUCAUGUCCACCGCAGUGGGUGGCUUUGGACUGGUCAGAAUGCACUCCCAAAUGUGGUCCAGGAUUCAAGCAUCGGAUUGUUCUGUGCAAGAGCAGUGACCUUUCUAAAACAUUCCCAGCAGCACAAUGUUCCGAGGAGAGCAAACCCCCAGUCCGCAUCCGCUGCAGUUUGGGCCGCUGUCCUCCUCCUCGCUGGGUGACAGGAGACUGGGGCCAGUGUUCUGCUCAGUGUGGACUUGGACAGCAAAUGCGGACUGUGCAAUGUCUUUCCUACACUGGACAGGCAUCGAGUGACUGUCCAGAAACUGUUCGACCUCCAUCAAUGCAGCAGUGUGAAAGCAAAUGUGACAGUACCCCCAUUUCCAGUACUGAAGAGUGCAAAGAUGUGAACAAAGUGGCUUAUUGCCCACUGGUGUUGAAGUUCAAGUUCUGCAGUAGAGCAUACUUCAGACAGAUGUGUUGUAAGACCUGCCAAGGACACUGACCCAUGGAAAGCCAGAGAGAGAGCGCCUUGUCAUUUCAUCGUGGAAAUGCAUCCAUCACAGAGAGCCACCCAGAGGAAGAGGAUUGAUGUCCUUGCAAAUGCAUUACCCUGUGGAAAACGUAACCACUGGUCAGCCCUAGCUGACAGGAUUUCAAUAUUAUUUUAACUUCUGUGAAGUGGGAUUUAUUGAUCCAAAGUGCUGGACACGGUAUUAGGAGGGAAUGCCAGAUUGGAGAGAUCCAAACAACACAGGGAGACUUGUUUACUGUGGAACGUUUGUGUUCUUUCGAGUAAAUCCAAUAGCCUGUUUACCUCCUUGGACCAUUAAGAUAAUUUUUAUUAUGGACUUAGCAAUGACACUGAAUCCAUUUGUAUUUAAAACUGUUUAAAAUGUAGCUGUUUUGACUUGGUCAACUAUGGAAGUAAAGAAGAUUCAGAAAUCUUAAGUCAUAGCUUAAAAAUAUUUACUAUACUUUAUCACUACAACAGCACCACGAUUUAAAUUCUAAAACGGGCUUUGAACUGUAAUUUAAGGAGCAAUUAUAAAUCAAAAGUAAUGAAAGUUUGUAUUAUUUUUCUUCAUUCCACUUAAUUUCCUUAGGAAUAAUCCCCCUGUUCUGAACACUGCUGUGAGCCAUAUAUAAACUAUAUUAAACUGAACAACAAUGAAGGACUUAGUUUAAAGCAGCGCAUCAGUUACUGCAGCUGUGCAAGUCUAUAAAUUCACUGCUAAUAGACUGUGGCUAACUUGCCAUUGUGCAAGUGAAGCUGAGAUUUCCAUUAAAACUUUAAGAGAAAAACAUUUCAAUUUCAUGCAGAAGCCAGACCUGGGGUAUGGUAGAGACUGAAGUACCAGGCCUUUUGCUGCCAUCACACAGGAUGCCUCAGUUCUUAAUUGAGUCACCCCAACUCACUUGUGUUUACAUCCUCUCCAGCCACAGAACGGCUUCUGCCCUAUUGGAUUGUUGCAUAUGCAUGUUGAGCUUGCUGAGAUGAUACCAUGCAAAAGAUAGACUGGCUCAGUGACAACCAGGCAGACUCUUUUGCUGACAAUUACGAUGGGUUCCAGAUGUCCCUUCUUUGAUAUGGCAGAAGGGCAUUUAUUUAUAUGAGAACAAGUGUGUGUGUGUGUGUGAGCGCUUUUGAGUGUGUGGGUAGAUGAGUGUGCUUGCACAUAGAUGUGCUAUUUCUGUGAGUUUUAAAGUAGGCAAGGGAUAAUAACCAAAGAAGAAAAACUCAUGAAGACUAGAGGUCAUAAAGCAUCAUUUUAAUAGUCAUUCAACCAAGUAUUUUGUGUUUUUUAUGGAUACUCUGAAUGGCAAUUAAAUGUGAAACCCAAUUUCUUGGGCAAGUCAAAUUCUAGAAUCAAGUCCACCUAAAUUAAACUGACUAAACUCACAUUUUCCCAGUCCACAUCACACUCGUCAAGAGAUUUGACAGUGAGAUUUUUUAAAAGAGAAAAAAAAAGAGGGUACUUGCUUAUAUGACUAUUUUGUACUUGAACACUUGCAACAGGAUCUUGAUGAAUGUGUUUUGUGUCCUACACAUGAGUGCACCUUGCGACACCAACACCUCAAACUCAAACCAAGCGGCUACUUUGUAAAGCUACUACUUGCAGUUAAAGAGUAUGUUUGACUUAAAUCCAUCACUGUGCUCUGAAACAACAUGUCAGGUGUAUCAAUCACAUACACCAUAACCUAAAGUGGUUGAUGAGGUUUUUUCAGAAAGGGAGACUCACAGACUUCAAAACCAAACGUCAGAUUUGCUGUGGACAGUCAGCAUGGGACGUUUGUUGCUCUGUGUGCUCAGUCGCCCUCAUCUGAGUCUCCUCGCCUGCUUUCUCUCUCAGCACCACAGCUCAUGUCCCUGAGUUUCCAGAGAGAGCGAUUGACAGUAGACGAGUGGCCAGGACCCCAAUCUCUGCUGCCUUGGAAGACAGCCCAAGUGCCACCUCAGCCGUCAGUAAAGGGCAGGCAGCCACAAGCAGCAGGGCCCCAGCACUGACUUCCUUUGGCCCCUUGCAAAGAGCACUUAACUUGGUGCUAAUGUGCCCUGGUGAAAUAAAAUAAGCGAACAAAAGAUGGUUGGUUUCCCUGGCAUUUUAGGCAUAGGUUUGCUAUCGGGAUCUGCUUUUCUCCAAUGUAAAUAUCAGCUUAUGUUUUUAUUUCAAACAGAUUCCUUACAUUACUGACUAAAGGCUACUUUUCCCCUCACCCAGGAACUAACAUGGUGAGGGCCAUACCCCUGAGCCCCGUGCAGCACCCCAACUGGUGCUAGAAGAGGAGGGCAGACAUGUCCCUCUGGGGUGUGCAACGGCACCAAGGCCAGCGGGCAGAGAACUCCCGGGGGCAGCAUCAGAUUACCUUUCUAGAAGGAACCAAGCACAGGAUGUGUAACAGGACUAAACUUUCAAUUGGCCUUGAAUUUAAACCUGAGUGAGGAAAAGUCAUAUUCCACAGCACAUCACAGUACUGCUGCUACUCUGUCGUCAACCACAUGGCUACACGAUGCUCUAUUCCUAAAUGAUAACAAUAGGAUUGUCGGCAGAUGCUGAGCCACCAUGGCUGGCCCUCCGAAAUAUAUAUAGGCUACUUAGGGAACCCCAAGGAAACUGGUACCCCGUGGCUGAGAGCAGUAUCCGCCACUGGCAUAAGACCCACCAAAAAAGGCAAGGUAAGCGUACCCAACUGACUCCUUAAACAGUCCAUUUCAUUAAGAAUUUUAUUAUUUGAGUGAAUGUCACAUAGGUAUCCUUAAUAAUACAGAAUGAAAUUACCUUUGUAUUAUUGCGAUUAGUUGUUGCUUAUUAUUUUAUACUCAGUAUUAAUGUGGUACACUGUUACUUUUUUUUUUGCUUUUGUAAAUUAUAUUCUAAUUUAUUGCCAUGUUUCCUAACACGUGUCCUACAUUCAAUUUCCUGCUUGUAAUGAAAAUGAAAAAGUCAUUGUAACACUUGAUGGAGUGAAAUUCCACACCAGGCACAGAUUUUUUUUUAACAUAGACAAUUUAGUAAAAAUAAAAUUCAGCUUGUAA
Physeter macrocephalus (sperm whale) is the source of this 7380-nucleotide messenger RNA. RefSeq names its product ADAM metallopeptidase with thrombospondin type 1 motif 6 (gene ADAMTS6). Gene Ontology annotation, biological process: extracellular matrix organization; proteolysis. NCBI's taxonomy places the organism in Eukaryota, Metazoa, Chordata, Mammalia, Artiodactyla, Physeteridae. Gene Ontology annotation, molecular function: metalloendopeptidase activity. The transcript has 26 exons. The record is from RefSeq and is a predicted model, not a curated record. Gene Ontology annotation, cellular component: extracellular matrix. The coding region runs from base 994 to 4347 and encodes 1117 amino acids.